Messenger RNA from Colletotrichum godetiae, 1119 nucleotides. RefSeq names its product PHB depolymerase family esterase. Bases 1 to 1119 code for a protein of 372 amino acids. Gene Ontology annotation, biological process: carbohydrate metabolic process. Gene Ontology annotation, cellular component: extracellular region. Gene Ontology annotation, molecular function: cellulose binding; hydrolase activity. The transcript has 3 exons. NCBI's taxonomy places the organism in Eukaryota, Fungi, Ascomycota, Sordariomycetes, Glomerellales, Glomerellaceae. The record is from RefSeq and is a predicted model, not a curated record.
AUGCGCCCCCUAACCCUCCUAACCGCAGCCCUCACAGGCCUCGCCCAACUCGCGAGCGCCGCCUCCCUCCAGCAAGUAACCUCCUUCGGCGCCAACCCCUCCGGCGCAAAAAUGUACAUCUACGUCCCGGACAAGCUCGCCGCGAGCCCGGCCGUCAUCGUCGCGAUCCACUACUGCUCCGGCACUGCGAGCGCGUACUACUCCAACACGCCCUACAAGGGGUACGCCGACACCUACGGGCUGAUUGUCAUCUACCCGGAGUCGCCGUACUCUGGCACGUGCUGGGACGUCAGCUCGACGGCGUCGCUGACGCACAACGGCGGCGGGAACAGUAAUGCUAUUGCGAAUAUGGUGACGUAUACGCUUGAUAAGUAUGCUGGUGAUAAGAGCAAGGUUUUCGUGACGGGGACUUCUUCGGGGGCGAUGAUGACGGAAUCGCAGAACGAGAAUAUCAGUACUGACAGAACACUCCUCAAGAACGUCAUGGCAGCAACCUACCCAGAACUCUUCGCCGCAGGCAUAGCCUACUCAGGCGUCCCCGCGGGCUGCUUCUACACCGGCACCGUCAACGGCUGGAACUCGACCUGCAGCCAAGGCCAAUCCAUCGCCUCGCAGCAGGCCUGGGCGCAGACGGCACUCAACAUGUACCCGGGAUACUCCGGCGCCCGGCCCCGUAUGCAGAUUUACCACGGCAGCGCCGACACGACGCUGUACCCGCAGAACUUUAAUGAGACGAUCAAGCAGUGGACGGGGGUGUUUGGGUACAGUCUCACGCCGCAGCAGACGUUGCCUGGGACGCCGAGCGGGCAGUAUACAAAGUACGUGUACGGGCCGAACCUGGAGGGUAUUUAUGGGACUGGGGUAGGACACAGCGUGCCCGUUAUGGGGGCUGAGGAUUUGAAGUGGUUUGGUAUUACUGGCGGAUCAACGCAGCCGGGAACGACGACGCAGACCUCGGCGGCACCACCGGCGACGUCGACGGCGAGUGCGCCGCCGACCGGAGGGUGCACGGUUGCGAGGUGGGGCCAGUGCGGCGGGAGCGGGUGGAGCGGGUGUACCGCCUGUGUGAGCCCGUAUACUUGCCAGGCCGCGAAUCAGUGGUACUCUCAGUGUCUUUGA